GUGUGUGUGUGUGUGUGUGUGUGAGGGAUCAGGGGUAUGAGCUGGGAAUAAUAGCGAGCUUCGUGGCGGCGGAGCCAGAAGUGUCCUGAUAUUAGCAUGCCGGUCUGGUCAGUGUGGCCCUGCUGCCUUUCUGCUUUAACACAGUCAGACUUUAGGCCCUGCUGUUGGCUGGCACUGAACUGAACCCUUCAGGAGAUACAUCAACAAAAACUCAUCAACAGAAAAUCUGAGAAAAUGCCUGCAUUCAUAAGGAAGACAUGUUUGCUUUUAAAGCAAUGGUUAGAAGGAAGAGAUCAGCUGCCUUCUUAAACUCUGGUUUUUAUAAAUCUUCAGCUUUGGAAGCAGACUUGGCAGAUUUCUUCACAUCUCCCCGUCUUUGGCGGUAUCCCGGUUACCACAGUGGCUUGCUAACUGUCAAAGGGAAAAAGUCUUUCUCGCGAACAAAAGAAACACUUGAACCCUCCACAUCCCUCGGUCCUCAGCAUUCCUGACCAGAGCAGAAGGAUCCUUGUUCUCACAACAACAACAUCAACAACAACAACGGAGGAUCAGAAAAAUCACAGAUCACCUUAAAGAUGCUGAAUCUCAACUCACAGGACGACAACAGGAACUCUCUGCAGGACCCUGUGUCUCUGAACGUCGGUGGAGAAAUUUACACCACAACUCUGGGCACUCUGACACACUGUCGGGACUCGAUGUUAGGAGCCAUGUUCACCGGACAAAUCCCUGUGCUAAGAGACAGCAGAGGAAAUGUUUUCAUAGACCGUGAUGGGAAAGUGUUCAGGUAUAUCCUGAAUUACCUGCGCUCCAACUCCCUGGACCUGCCGGACGGCUUUUCAGAGCUGUCGCUGCUACGGAGAGAAGCGGAUUUCUUCCAGAUACGCCCCCUGCUGGAGGAGAUUAACCAGUACGAGGUAAAAAUGCCUCUGAGCCUCAGGGGAGGGCCGCUAGGAGCCAUAAUCAUGGUGAAGGUUGACUCAAAGGUCCGAGUUCUCCACUUUAACUUGCGUCAUGGACCAGAAAACUAUGAGCUGCGCACAUGCUCGGUGCGAGCCUUCACAGUAGACCUCUUUUGCACUUGGACAGCUUUCCUGGCUCUGCUAUGUGAGCACUUCUCCUACAGAACAUCCCAGGGACUCACAAGCCCCCAUCCAUGCAACCCGAGGCAGAACAGGCUGAAGCUGGAGUGGGUGCCAAGGCCUGAAGACCUCCCCCAGGAACAGUAUGACAAGCAGCGCUACCGAGGGCUUACUGUCUCCAACCCCGCCGAGGUCAACCAGUCAGAUGACAUCAUCAACAGGCACUGGAGCCCGUGUGAAAUCCCAGACAUGCAGGGGUUUGUGGAGGAGCUGCUGAAGGUGUCUCUGGCUGAAGGAUUCAAGAUUGACCUGGUGACUCCUGAUCCAGCAGAAGUUCUUCACUGCACCUCACUCCGCCUGGUCAAGUGCUAAACUCUACGAGAUGUUAGUCUCUGUAGCUAGUGUUGUAGUACUCGAAAUCGGUCUUGGUCUUAAGACCACUUUUUAAUGGUCUCGGACUCGUCUUGCUAUCGAAAGCAUUUGUACUUGGUCUUGUCUCGGACUGGGUGGACUCUGGAUUUUAAAUAAAGACCGGCCAAGACCACCACUGAUAGGCUAUUUUUCCAGGUCAUUACUGUGAUAAGAACGAAACGCUUCUCUUUAAAAGAACGAAUAACUUUAAUUAAUUCAUAGUUUGAUUUUUAUUCCCGGUUACGGCCGCAACCUUCCCGGUAUUGCGGUCUAAGUGAGUGACACGCCCCCUGCACACAAGAUGAUGAUUUUUCAU
Messenger RNA from Labrus bergylta (ballan wrasse), 1806 nucleotides. The record is from RefSeq and is a predicted model, not a curated record. NCBI's taxonomy places the organism in Eukaryota, Metazoa, Chordata, Actinopteri, Labriformes, Labridae.